Argiope bruennichi is the source of this 1271-nucleotide messenger RNA. RefSeq names its product WD repeat-containing protein 5 (gene wds). Gene Ontology annotation, cellular component: Set1C/COMPASS complex. The transcript is spliced from 13 exons. Gene Ontology annotation, molecular function: histone binding. Lineage: Eukaryota; Metazoa; Arthropoda; Arachnida; Araneae; Araneidae. The record is from RefSeq and is a predicted model, not a curated record. The coding region runs from base 210 to 1163 and encodes 317 amino acids.
UUAGUGGCAAAUAUUUUGGCCAAUCAAGUAAUCCGUGAGUAAAUAAAUAGAAAAAUUCAGAAUACACAUAUUGAGGCAUUUAUUUUAGUUAGCAAUUUUGGGAAAGUAUUCAAAUUUUCAUUGUUUUGAUCUACAUCGUAUAUUGUGAUUCGAAAUUCUUUCCUAAUUAUUUACUCAAUUGAAGUUACCCAGCUGCGGAAGAAAUAAGCAUGGCUACUUGCAAUGGACGUGAUGAGACCAACAAAGUCAAAUCACCAAAUUAUACUUUAAAAUUUACUUUGGCUGGACAUUCCAAAGCUAUUUCUUCUGUGAAAUUUAGUCCAAGUGGAGAAUGGCUAGCAAGUUCUUCUGCUGAUAAACUUAUAAAACUAUGGUGUUCAGAGGAUGGGAAAUUUGAAAAAUCAAUUGUUGGUCAUAAAUUAGGUAUAUCUGAUGUUGCCUGGUCAACUGACAGCCGUCUAUUAGUCAGUGCAUCAGAUGAUAAAACUCUAAAAAUUUGGGAAGUGUCAUCAGGUAAAUGUGUGAAAACUUUGAAGGGGCAUACUAAUUAUGUAUUUUGUACGAAUUUUAAUCCUCAAUCUAAUUUGGUUGUCUCUGGAUCGUUUGAUGAAAGUGUCCGCAUAUGGGAUGUAAAGACUGGUAAAUGCUUGAAAACCCUUCCAGCCCAUUCUGACCCUGUUUCUGCUGUUCAUUUUAAUAGAGAUGGUUCUUUAAUAGUGUCUUGCAGUUAUGAUGGAUUAUGUCGAAUAUGGGAUACAGCUUCUGGACAAUGCUUGAAAACCUUAAUUGAUGAUGACAAUCCUCCUGUAUCGUUUGUAAAGUUUUCACCAAAUGGAAAGUACAUUCUGGCGGCUACAUUAGAUAAUACUCUGAAGUUGUGGGAUUAUAGUAAAGGAAAGUGUUUGAAAACAUAUACAGGACAUAAAAAUGAAAAAUAUUGUAUUUUUGCAAAUUUCUCUGUCACUGGUGGCAAGUGGAUAGUUUCUGGUUCAGAAGAUCACAUGGUCUAUAUAUGGAAUCUUCAGACAAAAGAAAUUGUGCAAAAAUUAGAAGGGCACACUGAUGUUGUUUUAUGCACUGCUUGCCAUCCAACUGAAAAUAUCAUUGCAUCAGCUGCUCUGGAAAAUGACAAAACCAUAAAGAUCUGGAAAAGUGAUUCAUAAGAUUUUCUGUAUUUUGAUCUUUCACACAUUUGUAAAAAGUCAGUCAUCUUAUGCCAAUCUUUGUACUCUUCAGAUUUGUUCCAUUAAAAGCAUUUUUAUUUUACCUCA